CAAUGUGCGAGGGGCUUGAGCAUCAUGAUAUUUAACACACCCACCCUGAACAUCCGACAGAGGUAUUUCCUCAAGCGCCUGUCAACGGGCAAGCAUCACCUUCGCAUGAGCUGGAUGUUCAGCAAGAAACGUUGAAACUUUUUUCCAAAGAUUGCAUUUGUCGACGGAAGGAGGUGCGAUGCCACACUUUCUCGAAACCUGCCAGGGCUGCCAUGCGUCUCAUCGCUUUCAACGACUGAACAGCCUCGAUUUGUACCGGAUAAGAAGAGCGAAUGAACUUGUGCAGCUGUGAAAGCGAUCUGGUGCGUUGUACGAAUAGCGACAGAUGUGAGAUGGACCGCGGCAUCGCGAACACGCACUUUUGUGGAUGAUUUAUCCGACGAGGCUUGACUUAAUAAUAUUUCGCAAAUAUUUGCAGCUAUUAAAUGUUAAAACAGACUAUGAGUGACUGUGUCGGAGAUUGUUGUCGCGUCCGCACGGGAGGAAUUUAAUCGCAAGCGCACGUAAAUAACUGGAUUAUUGUUUCGCAUGGAUGUGGAUGAGCGCUUUGCUAAAUAAAUCCUCCUUUCUGCCCUUAAACUGGCAAAUGAAAACGAAAACGUUCCAUGUGUUCUUCUCAUAAAAUUGGGAGCCCGUGUUUUAUGUACUGUUGGCGAUGUAGUGCGCUUGCUCACUUUUAUCCCUGCCAUUCCAAACAAGUCUUUUCUCGAACAGGAGACCCUGAAGAUGAUCCUCUUUAGAAAAUUCCGCGUCUUGAUUCUGAUGGUGUUCCUUAUAGCCUGCUCGAUGCACAUUAUGAUAGACUUGUUACCGAAGCUGGAGAGACGGAGCAGUAGCGCGUGCUCUUGCUCACACACACCCAGCGAAGAGCCGCAGAACUGGGCUAAGCAUCGAGCCAAGCCGGGAUCAGAGUCCGGCUGGCCUAAUAAACACACACUCAGAAUACUUCAAGACUUCAGCAACGAGCCCAACUCAAACCUGUCCUCUCACUCGCUGGAAAAGAUCUCCGCUGGGGAGAGAGCCGAGGCUUUGAAAAGAUUUGAGCAGUUGACAGGUGACGAGAAGAGGCACGCAACACGGGACUCUACCUUGAAGAACGCAGUUCUCAAGGGUUCGAGGCUCUCCGCGCUAUUUGAGCAUCCUUUAUACACCAGGCCGUUGCCUCCUUUAACUGAUGAAGACACUUUAUUCAAUGUCAACACUGAUAUAAGAUUUGACCCUAAAGCUGCAGAAAACCCAGAGUGGAAUGGGGAAGGUAAAGACGGGGAUUAUGCUCCUACGGGCGAGAUGUCCUCAGACUCCUACCCAAACUGGCUUCGCUUCCACAUUGGGAUCAACCGAUAUGAGCUUUACUCCAGGCACAACCCGGUCAUAGAUGCAAUGCUGAAGGAUCUGGUGUCGCAGAGAAUUACCAGUGUCGCAAUGAAAUCUGGAGGCACGCAGCUGAAGCUCAUCAUGACAUUCCAGAACUAUGGCCAGGCGCUCUUCAAGCCCAUGAAGCAGACACGGGAGCAGGAGACACCCCCGGACUUCUUCUACUUCUCCGAUUUCGAGAGGCACAAUGCUGAGAUCGCAGCAUAUCAUCUAGACAGGAUCCUGGAUUUCCGUCGAGUGCCGCCAGUGGCUGGGCGAGUGGUGAAUAUGACCAAAGAGAUACGAGAUGUGACCCGUGACAAAAAGCUGUGGAGAACCUUUUUUAUUUCACCAGCCAAUAACAUCUGUUUCUACGGUGAAUGUUCGUACUACUGCUCCACUGAACAUGCUCUGUGUGGGAAGCCUGACCAGAUUGAGGGCUCUUUAGCAGCAUUUCUGCCCGACCUUGCCUUGGCCAAGCGCAGAACCUGGAGAAACCCCUGGAGGCGAUCUUAUCACAAACGCAAGAAAGCAGAGUGGGAGGUGGAUCCAGAUUACUGUGAAGAGGUGAAGCAGUCGCCACCCUAUGACAGCGGUACACGCCUGCUGGACAUCAUGGACAUGACCAUCUUUGAUUUCCUCAUGGGAAAUAUGGAUCGUCAUCAUUAUGAGACAUUUGAAAAAUUUGGAAAUGAAACUUUCAUUAUACACCUCGAUAAUGGAAGAGGCUUUGGUAAACAUUCUCAUGAUGAGCUCUCCAUACUGGUGCCUUUGAGUCAGUGCUGCAGGGUGAAGAAGUCCACUCAUUUACGGAUUCAGCUGUUGGCUAAGGAGGAGUACAAACUGAGCGCUCUGAUGGAGGAAAGUCUGCAGACCGACACGCUGUCGCCCAUCCUCAUUAGACCUCAUCUGGAGGCCAUGGAUCGCCGGCUACGCCUGGUGCUCCAGGUACUGGCCGACUGCAUUGAGAAGGAGGGCUACAGUAACGUAGUAGAGGACGACCUGGUCACAGAGGGCACAAACACGGGCACAGUCCCACAAAGGUAGUGGGCGCAGACUGAUCAGGCGCCCCCAGCGGGUCCUUUGAAGUCCCACCACAGCUCUAUAGACCAUGAACGUCUUGCAAGAGAUGCUCUUGUUGAUAAACUUUUCUGAAUUCAGUGAAUUCCAAAGACUCAUUCCACAACUAAUGGACCAUGUGUUAAAAUAAAGACACGCAGACAAAGAAAGGGACGGCGUUCUGCAGUCCUUCAUCCAAAAUAUAAGCUGAUCUUCACAUGUAACAGCCAGGUGGUUCUCAACUGGUGGAUUGUCAGCUUAAAAUGACUUGUCUGAUGUAGACAGCAAAGAAAAAACAACACUUAAAUGCAAAUAACAAAAUAAUUGUAAUAGAAAAUAAUACUAUAUUAAUUACCUUAUAAAAAUAAAACAGUUUGACAAAAAUGUGUUUUUCAAAAUGGUAAUUUUUCCUAUUCAGCCUAUGUUAUGUGCCUAUGCAGUUCUUGGUAGGCCUAAUAUUAAUAAUUAAGUAGAUUUUUAUUUUUAACUUCUGUAUGAUAAACAACUUUGGUUCUGUAUCGUGUUGCCACAUAUUGUCUCAUGUGAGAAGCAAUGCAAAACCAGUUGAGAACCACUGUUAUAAAGGAUCUAACUAAAUACAUAAAACUCAUGUAUUUCCAUGUUUUUACAGAAUAUCAUUUAUCCAGUAUUUGCUGAAAACUAUUUGAACUUUAGAGCUAUAGCAACUAUUUUUUUUUAAAGAAAUGAACAAAGGAUGUGGAGGACAGACCAACGGCUACAGUGGAUGUUUGGCUGAAGUUUUUGCAGCUAAAGAAGGCAACAUUUCAACUGACUUUUCAGUUCAAGCUUAUGAGGAACGACAGCUUCACGAACUCUCUCACCGCUGUAUGUGACGUGUGCACCCUUGUCUGAAUAUAUGUGGACUUUCAUGUCUUCAAAUAAAAUUCUUUAUACUCUCUCCAUACCAAGGAGGAAUAAGAGGAACUGUGCUUUCAAAUAGCAAUGUAUUUUUUCUUGACUUUAUUUAGGACAGAAAGCUUUGAGUGAAAUGUGAGUUUUCUCCCAAAAGUGUCCCGUAUGUCAUGUUAAGCUGAUCAGAGGUUAUUUAUUGAGUUCCAAAGGUUAUUUAUUAUUCCAAACAUGCCAAUCAUAAAUUCUGUUACAAAUCAAAGAGAUAGAUUCAAUCUAGUACAUUAAACCAGUUGCAGUAUUUGUGCUAGUGUGAGUAGAUAAGUAACAAUGUGCAGUAUAUGUUUGAAAAAAGUUGAUGGUUUACUGGAUUUCAGAGAAAUUGUAUCAUUUCCAGCAUAUCAAGAUUUUUUUUCAGUCAUAUUUAAGGCAAUAUCAAAAACUGAACGUUCAAACAUCAGUAAACAAUAUUGUCGAGUGUGUCUGCUGCAUUUCCACCCACAUGUGACCUAAAAAUGUAGCCCUUAAAUUGCACAAGGAUACUGAUUAAUAAUGUCAAAUCUAUGAAUCACUGUAGAAUUUUCAUGCUAUUAAACUACAAUUUUGAAAAACUG
Molecule: messenger RNA, 3896 nt
Organism: Labeo rohita (rohu)
Lineage: Eukaryota; Metazoa; Chordata; Actinopteri; Cypriniformes; Cyprinidae
Gene: fam20cb
Product: FAM20C golgi associated secretory pathway kinase b
Exons: 10
Coding region: 727-2400 (557 amino acids)
Biological process (GO): protein phosphorylation
Cellular component (GO): Golgi apparatus
Molecular function (GO): protein serine/threonine kinase activity
Source: RefSeq, a predicted model, not a curated record